Cannabis sativa is the source of this 743-nucleotide messenger RNA. Its product is annotated as 10 kDa chaperonin 1, chloroplastic. The record is from RefSeq and is a predicted model, not a curated record. Lineage: Eukaryota; Viridiplantae; Streptophyta; Magnoliopsida; Rosales; Cannabaceae. Bases 101 to 514 code for a protein of 137 amino acids. The transcript is spliced from 7 exons. Gene Ontology annotation, cellular component: mitochondrial matrix. Gene Ontology annotation, molecular function: metal ion binding; protein-folding chaperone binding; ATP binding.
UCCCUACGGAGACUCCAAAAUCCAAAACUAAACCCAAAGUCAAAAACCUUUGCUUUCUUAUCUCUCUCUAUCUUUACUUUCAGCUACCUCAACCUAAUCCAUGGCGUCCGCUUUCCUCACUAUCCCCAAACCCUUCCUAUGCAACCCCAACCCCAACUCUUCUUCCCUCUCUAACCACAAGCUUCUUCCAGGCAUGCGAAGAAACUCACUCAGAGUGUGUGCCAUUUCGAAGACAUGGGAACCUACAAAGGUUGUUCCACAAGCUGAUAGAGUCCUUGUUCGUCUUGAGGAGCUUCCUGAGAAAUCAGCUGGUGGAGUUCUACUGCCCAAAUCAGCUGUCAAAUUUGAGCGUUAUCUUAUGGGUGAAGUCCUUUCUGUUGGUAGUGACGUUGGGGAAGUGAAAGCUGGUUUGAAGGUUCUUUUCUCAGACAUAAAUGCUUUUGAGGUGGAUUUGGGAUCAAACUCAAAGCAUUGUUUCUGCAAAGAGAGUGACUUACUGGCUGUGGUUGAAUAGGGUUAUGAGGCCAUGUUAAAAAAUUUAUAUGCUUUCUUUCUUGUGAACUUCGUAGAAGUAGAGCUAGUCAAAUGAAACCAGUUCAGUUCUUCAGGUUUCAUUUCAUGGACGAAUUUGUAGUAUUUAUUUUUGUAAACCGUUAUUGUAUUUGCUUUGGCCUUGAAUUGAAUGGUCAAAAGAAAGAUUUUGGAAGGUAUAAUAAUGAAAAACUCUAUGUUUUGAGUAAAAA